UAUAAAAAUGUUAAAAUUUUAAAUAUAUAAACUGUUUUAAUACAGAUUUUAGUUUUUUAUUCAGCACUAGUCACACAGAAUUCGAGCAUUUUACUGUCGUAAAACACGCAGAGCUGCGCAUGCGCGACUCCAACCGGAUAAACACAAACGCGCCCGCGUGGUUUUAACAGAAUGAUUUUUUGAAAUAACUACAAACAGCCUGAAAUCAACACAAUGAAAGACACGCCGCUGUCUACGUGCGAGCGGGACUUUAUACUGAAAGCCAUCGAGGAGAAAAAGCGUCUGGACGGGCGUCAGACCUACGACUACAGAAAGAUCAAGAUCAGCUUCGGGACGGACUAUGGCUGCUGCUUCGUGGAUCUGGGACACACCAGGGUCAUGGCUCAGGUGUCGUGUGAGCUGGUGGCGCCAAAGGAGAGCCGCCCAAACGAGGGGAUCAUGUUUUUUAACAUCGAGCUGUCGCCUCUGGCCUCACCAGCGUUCGAGCAGGGAAGACAGUCGGAGUUGUCCGUGAAGCUGAACAGACAGUUGGAGAGAUGCCUGAGGAACUCCAAGUGCAUCGACAUCGAGUCCCUGUGCGUGGUGUCUGGAGAAAAGGUGUGGCAGAUCAGGGUGGACGUCCACAUGCUGAACAACGACGGGAACUUGAUGGACGCCUCCAGCAUAGCCGCCAUCGCCGCCCUGUGCCACUUCAGGCGGCCCGACGUGGCCGUCCAGGGAGAGGAGGUCACAGUGUACAGUCCAGAGGAGAGGGAUCCCAUCCCGCUGAGCAUCUACCACAUGCCCAUCAGUGUCAGCUUCUCCUUCUUCCAACAAGGGACGUAUCUGCUGGUGGACCCGUGUGAGAGGGAAGAGCGAGUGAUGGACGGUUUGCUGAUGAUCGCCAUGAACAAACACAGAGAGAUCUGUUCCAUCCAGUCCAGCGGCGGCAUCAUGCUGCUGAAGGAGCAGGUCAUGCGGUGCAGUAAAAUCGCCAGUGUUAAGGUGUCUGAAAUCACAGAGCUCAUCACCAAAGCUCUGACGAACGACAAGACGGCCCGGAAAGCCGGAGGACGCUGUGGUUUUGCGGAGUCCAUGCCCCAGGAGCGAAUCACAGCUCUGAAAGUUGACGAGACGCCGGUGGAAACUGAUGACGUGGCAGAAAAAGCCAUCGGCAUAAUUGAGGACGCAGAAGCCCCGCCUCCAACAGCGUCAUCACCAGUAGUGCCAGUCCCAGGGGUGGGACAGGUGGGAAUGGGUCUGCAAAACACCUGGGGAGUCGAGGAGGAAGAGGAGAUGGAGGAGUUCAGCAGCGGAGAUGAUGAUGUAGAAGAAGUGACGAAGAUGGAAGAGCAGAAAAAGAAGGAUAAUAAAGACGACGUGGUUGAGAUUUCAGACAGUGAGGAGGAAGAGGUGGUCAUUCUUCAUCCAGAGAAACCUCCUAAAGAAAAAAAUGUAAAGUCCAGCUUUCACCAGAAGGGGGCACCAUCAUCCAAGAAAAAAACAAAGCAGAAAAAUUAAUAGUUUACGUUUUUUAUUGCAGUUUCUCUAAGAAAAACAAUAUUAUUAAAUGAUAAUCUUGCAAAAAAAAGUAAGAUUUUAUUUUUCAUUUGAAAAAAGUACUGUGACCAAUAAUAAAAAGUAUUUCUGUGUAAACUGCCUUAAUACUUUUUUGCGUGAAAAUAUUAAAAAUUUAAAUAAGAAUUUUGUUAUUGUUUAAGGGAGUUGUUUUUAAUUACUUUUAUAGUGCACUUGAGUCACCCAGGGAGUUCAGUGGAAUACAGAAAAAAAAAAAAAAUUCAGGUUCCACCGAGAUUUGAACUCGGAUCGCUGGAUUCAGAGUCCAGAGUGCUAACCAUUACACCAUGGAACCGCCGUGGCAGCACGUGGUGAAUUACCAAAUUUAUCAUCACGUCUUCAAUUUUUCAUAAUUAUCGAUAAUAUUUUUAUUAAUAUAUGGUAGAAGUUAACUUUUUAAAACAUGUCUGGAAAUGUUCCUCAUUUUUAGCUUUAGUGAGAAUC
This is a messenger RNA of Oryzias melastigma (Indian medaka), 2001 nucleotides long. RefSeq names its product exosome component 9 (gene exosc9). Gene Ontology annotation, cellular component: cytoplasmic exosome (RNase complex); nuclear exosome (RNase complex). NCBI's taxonomy places the organism in Eukaryota, Metazoa, Chordata, Actinopteri, Beloniformes, Adrianichthyidae. Bases 214 to 1500 code for a protein of 428 amino acids. The transcript is spliced from 12 exons. The record is from RefSeq and is a predicted model, not a curated record. Gene Ontology annotation, biological process: U5 snRNA 3'-end processing; U4 snRNA 3'-end processing; TRAMP-dependent tRNA surveillance pathway.